CCUCUCAUGUCCCCAGAAUAUGCCCAAUUCAUCCCUCUGGGAGAUGCAUACUCCCCUCGUCUGCGACACCUUGCCUUCCUUGCCUCUCACUCUCUUAAGUUUGACUCCUCUGCACUGGCUGAAGGAACGUAUGCCUGGGUGGCAGGUCUCGUGUAUGAAACCCCUGCUGAGGGUCGUUUCCUAUGCAAUGCAGGUGCACACAUAGUCGGCAUGAGCACCAUACCCAAAGUCAUGGCUGCACAAGAAGAGAAUCUCGAGGUCAUGGUGCUGAGCCUCGUUACUAACCAGGUGGUGAUC
This is a messenger RNA of Suillus fuscotomentosus, 297 nucleotides long. Its product is annotated as nucleoside phosphorylase domain-containing protein. The record is from RefSeq and is a predicted model, not a curated record. Gene Ontology annotation, biological process: nucleoside metabolic process. Gene Ontology annotation, cellular component: cytoplasm. The transcript has a single exon. The annotation marks the transcript as partial. NCBI's taxonomy places the organism in Eukaryota, Fungi, Basidiomycota, Agaricomycetes, Boletales, Suillaceae. Gene Ontology annotation, molecular function: purine-nucleoside phosphorylase activity.